UAACAGAUCCAAGAGAUGGAAAGAGAGUAGCACUCAAAAAGAUGCCCAACGUCUUCCAGAAUCUGGUCUCUUGCAAAAGAGUCUUCCGGGAAUUGAAGAUGUUGUGUUUUUUUAAACAUGAUAAUGUACUCUCUGCCCUUGACAUACUCCAACCUCCACACAUUGACUAUUUUGAAGAAAUAUAUGUUGUCACAGAAUUGAUGCAGAGUGACCUACAUAAAAUUAUCGUCUCUCCUCAGCCACUCAGCUCAGAUCAUGUCAAAGUUUUUCUUUAUCAGAUUUUGCGAGGUUUGAAAUAUCUCCAUUCAGCUGGCAUUUUACAUCGAGACAUUAAGCCAGGGAAUCUCCUUGUGAACAGCAACUGUGUUCUAAAGAUUUGUGAUUUUGGAUUGGCUAGAGUGGAAGAAUUAGAUGAAUCCCGUCAUAUGACUCAGGAAGUUGUUACUCAGUAUUAUCGGGCUCCAGAGAUCCUGAUGGGCAGCCGACAUUACAGCAAUGCCAUUGACAUCUGGUCUGUCGGAUGCAUCUUUGCAGAACUACUGGGCCGAAGAAUAUUGUUUCAGGCACAGAGUCCCAUUCAGCAGUUGGAUUUGAUCACAGAUCUGUUGGGCACGCCAUCCCUGGAAGCAAUGAGGACGGCUUGUGAAGGUGCCAAGGCACACAUACUCAGGGGUCCUCAUAAACAGCCAUCUCUUCCUGUGCUCUACACCCUGUCCAGCCAGGCCACACAUGAAGCUGUUCACCUGCUUUGCAGGAUGUUGGUCUUUGAUCCAUCAAAAAGAAUAUCCGCUAAGGAUGCCCUAGCCCACCCCUACCUAGAUGAAGGGAGGCUGAGGUACCACACAUGUAUGUGUGAGUGCUGCUUCUCCACCUCGGCGGGAAGGGUCUAUACCAGCGACUUUGAACCUGUCACCAACCCCAAAUUUGAUGACACCUUUGAGAAGAACCUCAGCUCUGUCCGACAGGUUAAAGAAAUUAUCCACCAGUUCAUUUUGGAACAGCAGAAAGGAAACAGAGUGCCUCUCUGCAUCAACCCGCAGUCUGCUGCCUUUAAGAGCUUUAUUAGUUCCACCGUCGCUCAGCCGUCUGAGAUGCCGCCCUCUCCUCUGGUGUGGGAGUGACAGUGGAGGACACUGUACUACUGAAGAUGUAAUGUAGCUUUCACUGGAGUCUGGGAUUUGCAAUUCUGGAGGGUUAAUCAUGCUUGUACUGUAAUUUUACUAAUGAAGUUUUAAAUUAACAACCACUACUUGUAUGAUAUGAAUAAUAUUUAGAAAUGUUACUAGACUUUUAAUCUUGUAAAGUGGUUGUGCUUUUAGAAGAAGAAAAAAUAUUUUACCCAGAGCUGCACAUGGCUAAAGAAUCAGUGCAGCUGCCAUGGCUCGCCUCAGAACAAACGAGAACUGAACCAAAUUUGGGCGUUUGGGGUUUAUGUUUUGUUUUCUUUUCUUUUUUUAAUGAAGUGAGAUUGUUCACAUGUACACACACACACACACACACACACACACACACACACGCAGAGGACAGUCAUACAUUUUGAUAUUUGAGCCAUUCCUAAAGAUUAAGGGUUUUCUAAAACUGAAGAGUCUAGAAAGCUUGCCUGCGACCAAUCAUGGAGCCACGUGAGCUGAUCGUGGCUGCACGUGGGGGAGGGGCGGGAGGGGCAUGUCACCUAAUGACCAAGCCCUAUAACUGGCUUCUCAUUAGAGCCGUGAUGCUGGUGUGUGCUGUCUGAACUCCAAUGUCGUACGUAGAGAGACUGAAUCUGACUAGGAGAGACUAACCCUGUUUUCCUUACCCAGUAUAAAUAUAUAUAAAUAUAUAUAUAUUUAAUCUAUUUUUAUUAGAAGUUUUUCUGCUCUUUCUUACAUAAAAAAACAAAAAAGACCCAAGCAUGCAUCUUUCAUGUGUGUAAAUAAUUCAUUUCUGGGCUAAUUUCAAAAGAAUCCCAACACUGCUGUAUAGAGAGAGCUAGCUUGCACAUUUUAGUCUGUGAAAUUCUGUGAGACUUUUCCUGCACUGGACAGUGAAAAAUAAUAAAUAAAAGACAAAAAGAAAUUUAAAAAAAAAAAUUAAAGCCACAAAGGCACAUAGGGAAUCAUGUCAAAUGUGUUUGUGUCCUUAGGCAAAGCUGUGGGAGUCCUGAAAUGUCACAGUAGUAAAUAGCUUAUUACUUUCUGACAAAUUCUUUUUCCUGCUGGAACACUGAACUCUGUGCAUAUGUAAAUAGAACACCAAUCGAAGGCCUCUACCUCCUGGAGUUACACAACUUGGCUUGUUUACCUCCACACGCUGAUGAUGACUAUUUUUUUUUAAGUUCAAUGUGGAGACUUGAAACUUGAAUGUCCCUUCCAACUUUUAUAUUAAAAAUAAAAAGACAAGAAAAUGGAAGAGCGUUUUUCACCUGUACAACGAGUACUAAUGGAUCGUCUUAAAACUGGUCUAGGAAAAAGCUUGGUGUGUGUUAUGGACAAUUAACUGUUAAAGUUAUUGUAAGUUAUCUGUAUUUAGCAGAGUAUUUUCAUCUUGAGUGAUCUGAGCUGAAUUUGAAGACUAUUAAGUUAUGUUUGGAAGUUUUAACUUCAAUGAAGUAAUUAUUUGCUGUGAAAGAAACAAACAUUGAAUUACUAAACAAAGAUGGUGCAAUAUCUUUGUUUUUGUUUUUGUUUUUGUUUUUUUUUAUGAGGCUCCUGAGAAUCAACCCAACUGAAGCAUUUCAAUUCACUUGAAUGAGAAACGUGUUUAGUAUCAAAAGAGCCCGAGAAGACACUGGUAUGAAAGGUACAAUCUCAGAGGUUGGUCAGUUACCGUGGCACACUUUCUGGUCACUUUGUACAAUGUAGAUUUGAAGUACAGUGGUGAAAACAUUAAAUGUGACAUUUAAAAAUGA
Molecule: messenger RNA, 2890 nt
Organism: Onychomys torridus (southern grasshopper mouse)
Lineage: Eukaryota; Metazoa; Chordata; Mammalia; Rodentia; Cricetidae
Gene: Nlk
Product: nemo like kinase
Exons: 10
Coding region: 42-1121 (359 amino acids)
Biological process (GO): protein phosphorylation; intracellular signal transduction
Cellular component (GO): cytoplasm; nucleus
Molecular function (GO): MAP kinase activity; ATP binding
Source: RefSeq, a predicted model, not a curated record